CGAGCGUUUUACACGAGGGGACGCGCGCGCCGCGUACGCAUCGCAUCAGUAGCGUGCCCACUCGCCGGUACGACAUAUUAUUAUUAUUAUUAAAAUAAUAUAGGUACGCGUGCACGCACCGCACCGCACCGAACUGCACCGCCACCGGAACGCUUCGCACGCGCGCGCGCGCCCUCUCACACGCUCACACACGCACACCCUACACAAGCACGCGGCGCGCCGCGGAAUAAUGCCAAAUGGCCAAAUCGCCGGCUGCGACGCCGUCGUCGAACGCACCGCCGUCGCCGCUUUCACCGCCAAUCGUCACCGUCGCCGCGGCGGCAUCACACUGUACAUCACCGUCAGCGGCGGCGGGGUCUGCGUCACGUCACCGCCAGCCAGAGUGGCCGGCCACUUCACCGGCGGUGUCUCCAUCGUCCGGUGGCGACGCCGGCAGCACGAGCAGCGGCAGUGGAAUCGGUGGUGGCCGUGGACAGUCGUACCACUACGAUGGCGGUCCAGAAAUUACGCUCAAGAGCAUCGAACACACGCUGUUGCCGCUCGUCAAACAGAUAUCGACGUUGGUGGCGCACCGAGAACGACCGUUCUGCACGGAGAGGACGGCCAGGGCGAUAGCCAGGGUUGGCCAGGGGGUGAACUUGGCCAUAGAGCGGUUUGUGACUGUCGGCGAGACUAUUGCGGACGACAAUCCCGAGAUAAAGUCCGACAUGUACCUGGAAUGCAAGGAGGCCAGGGCGGCAGGUGCUUCCAUCGAAAAACUAUGCGAAGCCGUGUUUGAAGAUUCGAUCAAUGAUCGAGCAUCUGUGAUAAGAGCUGCCCGAUGCUUGUUGAGUUCAGUCACUAGAGUGUUAUUAUUAGCCGAUGUAGUCGUCGUAAAGCAAUUAAUUUCAGUCAAAGACAAGGUGUCACGAAGUCUGGGUCGGUUGGAAGGCGUCAACAACUUCACGGAGUUCGUCAAGGCUUUCAGUCACUUUGGAACCGAAAUGGUGGAGCUGGCUCACUUGACGGGCGAACGGCAAAACGACCUGAAAGACGAACGGCGGCGGUCUCAGAUUGCCGCGGCCCGACAGGUACUCGAGCGGUCCACCAUGCUGCUGUUGACUUCGUCUAAGGCAUGUCUGAGGCACCCGGACAGCUCGGAGGCCAGCCAAAACCGGGACACGGUGUUUUGCCAGAUGCGCAGGGCCAUGGACCUGAUCCAUUACGUGGUCAAAGAUGGCGUGAAGGAGAGUGGUGGCGAGUCCAUGGCCCUGACACCGUACACAUCGGAACAAGACGGUGGCGACACACUUGGCCACGCGCUCAACGUCCUGGACUCGUUUGUCGACAUGACGAGGUAUAUAUUUAGUGAACAGUGUGACGAAUACUCACCUACGAAAUCACUGGAAGUGGCCGUAAACCAGUGUCUCGACGCCACCAAAGAACUCAGACUGCAGCUGAUAGCGACGUGUAAAGAACAAUCUCAUGACUUACCUUUAAUAAUUAGAACUGGAUAUGACCUCGUAACGUGCAUACAGACUACGUCUUCCGAUGGAGACGUCGACAGUCUUAACAAGUACGGCGAUCAAUUCGUUGAAGUCGUAGACCAAAUCGGAGAAAUUUGUAAAGUACUGAGGCACAUUGCAACUGCAGAAUCACUUCAGGUUUCUGCGAAACACGCCGAAGUCAACUUACGAGUGUACGCACCACAAAUCGUUACUGCUGCUCAAGCAUUAGCUCACUAUCCUUGUUCAAAAAUCAUAAAAGAAAAUUUAGAAGUAUUUGCGGACAUGUGGCAAGCCUUGACUCAAGAUGUGUCUACGGUGUGUAAAGAAAUUAUGGAAAAACAAAUACCAGAAAAACAAACAUACAUGUCACUCCCCAGACCAGGCAAACAUGGUACAACGACAAAACCGCUGAAGUCGGUGAGACUAGAUCUAUCGGAACAAGAUCAAAUCGCCAAGGCUGGUCUGGAAAUGAAAUUGGCGUCGAGUGAAGUGGACGCGGAAGCGGACAGGUGGGGCGCUGGAGAGGAAGACGACGCGGCCAUCGAGGAAGGUGCCAGCGUGGACGAGCGAGGCAACGCGACCAAAGCACACGAAGACAACGACAUUGUGCGUAGGGCGAAGAACAUGUCCGGCAUGGCGUUGAGCAUGUACGAGUUCACCAAGGGAGACGGUGGGUCGUCGCUGAGGACCACUCAAGAUCUGUUCACGCAGGCGGAAUACCUGGCCGAAGAAGCUAACAGGCUGUACAAAUUGGUCAGACAAUUUUCGUACCAGGUUCCUAUGGGUGCAAAUAAAAAAGAACUUUUGGAACAGUUGGACCAAGUUCCAACAUAUGUACAACAGUUGCAAUUUACAGUAAAAAUGCCUACGGUCGGUAAAUCUGCUACAUUUUCAAAAGUCGACAGUGUGAUUAACGAAACUAAAACGCUAAUGAACGUUAUAUCAAAAGUGGUAACAACCUGUUUUGUAUGUGCUACUAAAUACAACUUGGACUUCCAAGGUCUGUCGGCCAGAAGCGGUGGCUUCGGCGAGCGUGGCGAAGACGGUAGCGGUGCUGGUUCCGGAGGUGAAGGUGGCAAACUGAGUGGAGGAUCAGGCUCGGAUGGGUCCAUGUGACAGUUUGGGAUGGGGCGGAGGAGCAAAGGGGAUGGCCGCCGCACCCGCGUGUCGUUCCUGCUCUUCUGAGCCCGUGCAGCUACACACUUGCAGCCAGCACGAAACCCACAAACUAUUUACAUGGCUUCCAAAUCCCUGCAUACAACCAAUACUGCUGGAAAAUUAUUUCCGGUAUUUGGAUUACUAAAGUUACCGGAUAAGUUUCGCUCAACAUAUAAAAGUAGCAUAAUAUAAUAUAUUUACAUUGUAUUUGUCUAUAAUGUUUAUUCGCCGUCACCACAUAACUACAUAAGUGGUGAAUGGCUAUUAUAAUGUUAUAUCCGUGACACAAUUGAUUUAACGUAAUCGCGCCCGACACGUUUCUGUUAACGUUCGACUCGCAUCGAUGUACCAUGUUAUUUGUAUUAUUAUUUUUAAUAUUAUGUUUUAUUAACGGUGAUUUGCUAAACGUUUAAUAAUCAUUCGAGUACACUUCUUCCGAGUUCACACGUGUUAUAAUAAUACAUUAUAUUAUAAUGUCUCGUGGUAUGAGGAGUAUCUACUUACUAGAACUAUUCUAUUGCGUAGGUCGAUGGACGAUAACUAUUCAAUUCUAAAGUAUAGUGAAUACUAAAUAAAACGAUGCAUGAUACAAUAUGCAACUGACAAUAUUAUAAUGUUAUAUUGUCAUUAAUGUUUUGAGCAAAGAGCAAUAUAUACUUACACAUAUAUUAAUUAUAUUAUAUUACUAUAUAAAUAAUUUUCAAUAAAUGUUUUGAUUUUUUAAAUCAUAAUAAAACGAUGUCACUAUAAAAAUGUUAUUUAACUUAAACACAAUCUUAAGCUUAUAGACAAUCAGGCAAUAUAAUUUACUAGGACACAGUUAAGAAAGAUCUACAUAAAAUCAAUAUUUUAACUACAAAAUAUAAUAUAAUAUGAGUAAUAACACGGUGUUCAUAAGGAUAUCUUUUACGAUGGACUCAACCUGACUGCUCAUAUUGAGUAGCUAUAAUUUGAUUUGUUUUGAUAUUUACCUACUUGUACAUAAAAACCCUAUUGACUGUAAAAUUUUAACCUGAAUUUUGAUAUCAUUCGGCUUUAAGUCAUAAUAAAUUUAUCGCAAUAUAGAUGUGUUCACAAUAAUUAGCGAUUAUUAAUUAUAUUACCACACAUCUAUCUCCAACUAAAAAACCAUUUAAUAACGAUUCAAAUAAUGUUUUAACUAUUUUAAGCAAUGUGAAAAUUACGCAAAUUAUUAAUAUUUUUUCUGAGAUGUCAAGACUGUGUCUUCCACUCAAAAAAAAAAAAAAAUGUUUUCCAUGUCAAAAAAAUUCAGAGUAGAAUAUUAAGCUAUGUGUCUUCCCCAGAUUGUGUUCCAUUGCCCUAUAACUUCCCGUGUGUUUUAACUUAUUAGAUAUAACGAUCUCUGAAAAAGUUUAGUUGUUGAUCAAUAUUUUAUUAUGAAUUGAUUAUUUUAAUACAAUUUCGAAUAAUUAUGGCGUUCUAUUUAAAUGCCAAAUUUUAAAAAUUCGUAUAUCUUUUUUUGGCUUUAACGUUUUUUAACGAUCUUUAAAAGUGAUUUUGUAAAUACAUACAUUAGACUGUGCCAAAUUUUUAACAUCGUUUGAUCAAUUUUAAAUAAUUUGUAUACCGUGUUAUUUUUAUGUAAAUUUAUCAAAAUACAAUUUGUUGUUAAGAGUGAAAAAUUUGAAUUUCUACCACGUUCAUCGUUAUCGUAUUACUAUAAUAAGAACGUUCAUAUUAAUAGACACCAUGCAUAACAAUAGAUAAAGAAAAAAUAUCGUUUGCUUUGAACUGAUGUCCAAUUAACCGUGUACAUAAAACUGUUGAACGAAUUACAUACUGAGCCAUAUUUAUUUCUUGAAGUAUAAACUUUGAUUUAAAUACGUUCAUUUUUUUUUU
This is a messenger RNA of Acyrthosiphon pisum (pea aphid), 4505 nucleotides long. RefSeq names its product alpha-catenin related (gene alpha-Catr). Gene Ontology annotation, biological process: cell adhesion; Rho protein signal transduction. The coding region runs from base 237 to 2603 and encodes 788 amino acids. The record is from RefSeq and is a predicted model, not a curated record. The transcript has 12 exons. NCBI's taxonomy places the organism in Eukaryota, Metazoa, Arthropoda, Insecta, Hemiptera, Aphididae. Gene Ontology annotation, molecular function: actin filament binding.